Vicia villosa (hairy vetch) is the source of this 3711-nucleotide messenger RNA. RefSeq lists its product as uncharacterized. The record is from RefSeq and is a predicted model, not a curated record. The transcript is spliced from 18 exons. Lineage: Eukaryota; Viridiplantae; Streptophyta; Magnoliopsida; Fabales; Fabaceae. The coding region runs from base 262 to 3474 and encodes 1070 amino acids.
UUAAAAUAAAAACUGCCACUAAUUCUUUUGUUUUGGCGAAUCAAUUUUCCAUCAUCAUUUUUGCGUGACUCCUCUCUGAACAAGAACCUUUCUCUUUCAACUCUCCGGCCAGUAUUCUCCGACCGGUCUCGUCUCCCCGUCUCUGUUCGUUCUGCGUUUUCAGAUCUACGCACUUUCUCUGGGAAGUUGAACAUAUUCUAAGCUAUAGUGAGCUUCUACCUGAUGAAAUUAAGACCAAGUUGCUUCUAAGUAUAUCAUAACAUGACAAUCCGAGGUAGAAGAACUAAACGUGCUCGAGGGAGAGGUCGCAGCAAUCCCCCACAAGCUUCUACUUCCCUCGGUGUCAAGGUUGACCAGAGCAAAAUUCAAAAGAAAAGACUGAUAAAGGGGUUUUAUGCAUUAGAUAAUAAUCAGAAGUCCACCCCUUUUAAUUCUGAACAGAGUGAUGAAGACAAAGACUACAAUGAUGGUGACGAUGAAGAGAUGCAACUCAUCAUGGAUGAAAUUAAUCAACAAAAAUUACCGGAGCACGAAGCUGCUGAUGCAAAUAAUGUGGAAAAAUGUAUAGAAUCUAGUUUUGGACUUUCCAACAAUGUGAGGCCAUCAAGCGGAGGGUCCCAUGUAGAAACUGAUAGGCGAAAAGUUACAUCUUUAGAGGGAAUCUCUAACUCUAGCCAACGAGUUACUCGUAGUCAUGGGAGAGGUCGUAAUGAGCCAUUAGGGUCUUCUCAAUCAGGCAUUGAUCUACCACUACAACCAGUACAAACUUCAGUUUCCCUAGGCGUCAAGAAUGGUGGGAAUAGAAUUCCAAAGAAGGGACGGGGUAAGGGGGUUGAUAUAUUAAAUAAUAAGCAGAAAUCUACUGCUUUUAAUUCUGAACAGAAUGAUGAACACUGCAUCAAUAAUGAUGGUGAAGAUGGAGAAUUGCAACUCAUAGUAGACAAAAUUUGUCGAUCACAUUUGCCCAAGCAGCAAGCAACUGGUGCAAAUAAUAUGGAAAAGUCUAUUGGAUCCAAUUUUGAGCUUUCCAACAAAGCGGGAUCAACAAGUGUAGGAUAUCAUGUAGAAACUGAUGCAAGAAAAGUUAUAUCUGUAGAGGGAAUCUCUAACCCAGGUAGGGGUAGAGGAAUUAAACGUGGUCGAGGGAGAGGUCGUAGUAAUCCAUCAGUGCCUUCUAAAUCGUGUGUUGAUCCUCCACCACCACCACCACCACCACCGACACAUACUUCGGUUUCCCCAGGUUUCCAGAAUGACAGUAACAGAGGUAGAGGAGUUAAACGUGGUCGAGGGAGAGGUCGUAGUGAUCCACCGGUGCCUUCUAAAUCAUGUGUUGAUCCACCAGCACCACCACCGACACAUACUUCGGUUUCAUUAGGUGUCCAGAAUGACAGUAACAGAGGUAGAGGAAUUAAACGUGGUCGAGGGAGAGGUCGUAGUGAUCCAGCAGUGCCUUCUAAAUCAUGCAUCGAUCAACCACCACAACCAGCAGCAGCAGCAGCUUAUACUUCGGUUUCCCCAGGUUUCCAGAAUGUCAAUAACAGAGUUCAAAGGAAAGGACUUGCUAAGGGGUUUGAUGCAUUAAAUAAUAAGCAGAAAGCCACUGCUUUUUACUCUGAACAAAAUGAUGAGUACUAUGAUUUUAGUGACAGUGAAGAUGAAGAGAUUCAACGCAUCACGGAGAAAAUUUAUCAAAGACAAUUACUCAAGCAGCGUAUUGCAAAUAGUGUGAAACAACGCAUUGCCAAUUUUGGACUUUCCAACAAUGUGAGGCCAUUAACUGGAGGAUCCCAUAUAGAAGCUGAUAGGAGAAAUGUCGUGUCUGUAGAGGGCAUCCCUAACCAAGGUAGAAGAAUUAAACAAGGUCGAGGGAGAGGUCCACUGGUGCAUUCUCAAUCAUGCAUCGAUCAACCACCACAACCAGCAGCAGCAUCACAUACUUUGGUUUCCCCAGGUUUCAAGAAUGUCUAUAACAGAGUUCAAAGGAAAGAACAUGUCAGGGGAUUUGAUGCAUUAAAUAAUAAGCAAAAGGCCACUGCUUUUAUUUCUGAGCAUAGUGAUGAAUACUAUGAUUAUAGUGAUGGCGAAGAAGAAGAGAUCCAAGUCAUCACAGAGAAUGCGAGGCCAUCAUGUGAAGGAUCCCAUAUAGAAGCUGAUAGGAGAAACAUUGUGUCUGUAGAGGGCAUCUCUAACCCAGGUAGAGGGAUUAAACGUGGUCGAGGGAGAGGUUAUAGUGAUCCACCAGAGCCAUCUCAAUUAUGCAUUGAUCCACAAUCAGCAUCAGCAUUGAAUGGUACAACACCGGUAGAUUUGUCCCCCACUCAUGAAACUCCACAUCAACUUCCAACAUCUAAGCAAUGUGUUGGCCGUGAGUCUACACAAUAUUGGACUGUUGAAGCAAUAGACCCACAAGGAGCUAUUAAGAAGAUACAACUCAAGUAUUGGCUAGUCAAUGACUUGCCUAUUGGGCUGCGUGUAAUUGUGAACUUUGAUGACCAAGGUGCUGCAUUUGGUGAAGCACAAGGCUUGCUUGCAGGAUAUUGUGGAACAUUAGCAACUAAUUGCAAGUUAUUUCCAAUUAAUUUUGAAAGGUGGUCUGGAAAAUCGGGCGUACCAAAGACUUACCUUGAUAAUUGUUUUGAAACAGAGUUAAAGCCUCGAUUUCAAUUUAGGACUACUGAGUCCCUUGCGAAGAGAUAUUGCAAACUUAGCAUUGCAAAGAAGUGGGCUGCAUAUCGACAAAGUUUGUGGACUCGUUUCUAUGAUCCAUCCAAAACCCUAGAACAAAUCAUCAGUGACAUUCCACUUGGUGUAGACCCAAUUCAAUGGGCUCAUUUUGUUGACUAUCGUUUGAAACCAGAAACAUUGGAGAUUUGUCGAAAAAAUAAAGAAAAUCGAAGCAAGCAAGUGAUUCCUCAUACUGGUGGUUCUAAACCUCUUUCGAGAAAAAGACAUGAGAUGUUUUUGAAAAAUGGACAACAACCUUGUCGAGGAAAAUUGUAUAUUGAAACCCAUAAAAAAAAGGAUGGGUCAUUUGUAAAUGAUGCAGCAGAGAGAAUAGCGGAACAAAUUGAAGAGGCUUUGGCUCAAAGCAGUGUUGAUGAACUUGAAAUGUCUCCUAAUGAUGUUGUCGGUAAAGUGUUUGGGCCCGAGCACUCUGGAAGAGUGCGUUGCAUGGGUAUGGGGGCAGCUCCUACAAAUACAUUUAGAGAUAGCGGAGUUCGACUUUCAAUUUUGAGGAAUUCUUCGACCGAUGCUGCUACAUCAUCUUCUAACUUUUGGCAAGAGAAGUACACACACUUGGAAUCUCAAGUUCAAAACGCUAUGACAGCAUUUAAAGCUUAUAUUAUAAUGAAAGAAGGAAGGGUUCCCGAUGAAAUGGCUAACAUCUUUGAUUCAUCAAACGCGGCUGGUGUUGCAAGUGAGCCUAAUUUGCCUUCGAACUCAAGAAGAUCUCGUGGUGGUAGCAAUAUUUAAUGUUUUAUUUAAGAUUUAUAGUUAUGGUUAUAUAUUAGAGUUUUGUAUCAAACAAACAUCAAACAACUCAUGAGUUGGUUGUACAGUGUUAUGAGUGUGUUUUUGAUGGGAUUGAACUUGAGUUGGUCGUAGAAUGUUAUGAUGUGUGUUUUGAUGAGAUUGAGAAAGAGUGAUAUUGAUUUUAUGUUUUGUUAUGAUCUUUUUUUAUGCUAUUUUAAAUUUUGAGUUGUACUAUUA